Molecule: messenger RNA, 1710 nt
Organism: Pochonia chlamydosporia 170
Lineage: Eukaryota; Fungi; Ascomycota; Sordariomycetes; Hypocreales; Clavicipitaceae
Product: increased rDNA silencing protein
Exons: 1
Coding region: 1-1710 (569 amino acids)
Molecular function (GO): protein binding
Source: RefSeq, a predicted model, not a curated record
AUGAAUCCCGCGCCGCAGCAUUCGCGCGAUGGUGCUGCACUGAGAGGCGCGUCGCUCGCUUUCCAGCGCAGUCCAGGCGUUACGUCGCCUAUACAUAGCGAGGUGAUUACGAAUCGAUCUGGUGCGAGCGCGACGGACGGCGAUUCAUCUGGACAUCAGGUCGCUAGGGCACAUCACGGGAGGCUGGAUCCGAAGAAUCCGAGUUUCAUAGCGGCGACGCUGGCGGCCAGUAGGACGGGGAGCCCGAGUGGGAGUGCGAGGGUGAGCUUGGCUGCGGAUGCUGUUGAUUCGGAGAGCAUUGCGCCUACGGGGAAUUUGAUAUCGUUGUUUGAGGGGCGGGAUGGGAAGAAGGGAGGGUUGCAGGAGAGGCAGAAACAUGGGAAGCUUGUGAGAGGUGCGACGCCGGAUGGUGAUGAUGGGAGGACAGUGGCUUUGCCGCCUGCGCAGGCUAGGAGUUCUGAGAGGAUAUCUGCGAUGCCAAUGCCCAAGCCGAAACUGCCGGUGCAGUUGACGUCUCCGGGGCCGUCGAAACCGAAACCUCCGCCUCCGAGGGAACAAAAGCCAGAGGUGUCUGCACAGAAACAUGCGAAAUCAGCUUCCAAGGCUAGGGUGAGGACGCCGAGUCCUCCUUCGGUUGUUAGUAGGUCUACGGCGGAGCUGCUGUCCCCCAAACCGAUGAGGUUGAUCAAGCCGACUCUUGCGCCGCCGGUGCUGAGUAGUCCCCAGGCGAGCAGUCCGGGGACGUCUGGACAAGAGGCUUCUUCGCCGUCGCCAGAUCCCGAGAAACGGGGUCGGAAUACAAACCUGCGACCACCGACGCCUCCGAAACCGAGGGGGAGUCACAGAGCUGCUUUGAGUGGGAGUCGGCGUCGUGGGAAUUCAGAUACACCUUUAUCAAGGGGCAGUUCGUCAACAACUCCUCUCACUGAAUUUGGUCUGCCCAUUGUUUCGCCCUCGCCGUCACGUCCAACUGUUCGGAAGAGUACACCUCCACCAAUACUUAGACGAGACUCAGUCGCCAGUGCUCCGACUUCACCAAUUCCCAUUUCCUCGCAGCGCCGCCGUCUCACCACCACUUCUACCAGCAAUCUUACACUGGAUCCUCUCACCAGUGCCAUCAUGGCCAGCUCCCUCGCCUCGUCUCGCCUCACACCACAUAAUAGUGGAUCUUCGUUACCGCCGCCCAGCCUGCCUAAGCGGCAGAGGUCACCGCGUCUGCUCCAGACACUCCGCCAGCCUCAGAGCUACUCGGACGAAGAUCCUGAACGGCUAAAAAUAGCACACCGUCACAAAUUAUCUAGUAAUAAACAUGCGCAUCACGAGGGGUCACGCAAACGAUGGAGGGAUCAGAUUACGCAGAGAGAGCGGAAGAGGUAUGAGGCGGUGUGGGCGUCUAAUCGGGGGUACUUGCUUGAUGAUGGGGCGUUGCAAAGUUUAGAUGGUGAGGUAGAUAGAGUUGUGUCGGAGUGCGUUGCGAAUGUGGUGGUGAGGGAGCUGUGGAAACGGUCUCGUCUGCCGGGAGAUGAGCUCAUUGAGGUGUGGGAACUGGUUGAUCGCGGAGAUGUUGGCAUGCUUACGAGGCAGGAGUUUAUUGUGGGCAUGUGGUUGAUAGAUCAGAGGUUGAGGGGGAGGAAGUUGCCUGUAAGAGUGUCGGAUAGUGUUUGGAAUAGUGCGAAUGGUGUGCGUAUUUCGAAACCCAAGGCUCGUUAG